Mytilus californianus (California mussel) is the source of this 1923-nucleotide messenger RNA. Its product is annotated as receptor-type tyrosine-protein phosphatase kappa-like. The record is from RefSeq and is a predicted model, not a curated record. Gene Ontology annotation, biological process: protein dephosphorylation. Bases 1 to 1923 code for a protein of 640 amino acids. The transcript has 15 exons. NCBI's taxonomy places the organism in Eukaryota, Metazoa, Mollusca, Bivalvia, Mytilida, Mytilidae. Gene Ontology annotation, molecular function: protein tyrosine phosphatase activity.
AUGGAACAGGAAGCCACACGUCAAAAGGCUGAAAUGGAACAGGAGGCCAUACGCAGGAAAGCACAAAUGAAACAAGAGGCCGCACGUGUAAACCGGGAAAAAGCCGAGCUGAAAGCAAAAUCAGACCUUCUUGAAGCACGAAGAGAAGCUGCAGCCGCAGAGGCCGAGGCUCGUGUCCUAGAAUAUGACGACAGACAAGCGUUGGACGAUCUUCCUAAAGAAACGGAAGACCCGCUCCAACGUGUGCAAGAUUUCGUAAACAAACACCCUGUACCAACUGCCGUACAGGAAGUGACAGGCCCUCUAAAGAAAAAACAAACUCCUAUUAAGCUAAGUCAUGAAGCACCAGACUUCGUGCCAUCCGUGGCUUUGAACUUGCCGUCACAGACACCUCCUGCCUUGCCUACCGAUACAAAGUCACCAGAAGUUACUUUAUUCCCAGAUCUGGGAGCGGUAAAGGAAGAUAACGAAACUGGUGGUUAUUAUGCAUUCAGUGUCGGCUCACAGCUACCUAAGGAUGCCAUUGAAGUCAAAAACUUUUACGGAUAUGUUGAGAAGAGAAGAGGAAAAGAAGGGGAUAUACUUAAAGAAUUUCUUAAUCUGAAAAGUGGACUACAAAAACCUACUGACGCUGCAUUAAAACCAGGAAACAGACUGAAAAAUAAAUAUAAAGAUAUGUAUGCAUAUGAUGAAACACGGGUUAUACUUGACAACUCGAGUUAUAUAAAUGCAUCUUUCAUUCAGGGAUAUGGACAAGUCCGCAAAUAUAUAGCUGCUCAAGGUCCUCUUGAUAAGACUGUCGAUGAUUUUUGGAGAAUGGUUUGGGAGUAUGACUGCGGUAAAAUUGUGAUGCUGACAAAUGUGUUUGAAAAUGGAAAGGAAAAAGAGACGAAAACUGUUUUUCAGUUCCACUUUACUGCCUGGCCCGACAAAGAUGUUCCAAAAUAUGCAUCAUCCUUGGUUCACUUCCGACACAAAGUCAAUACCACAAGAACUGUAGCAAAAGGGCCUAUGGUGGUUCAUUGCAGUGCAGGGGUAGGUCGUACUGGUACAUACAUUGCAUUGGAUUAUAUAGUACAUGAAGCUAAAGAGAGAGACUAUGUUGAAGUAUUCCGAAGUGUUGAAAUAUUAAGAAAUCAGAGAGUGAAUAUGGUACAAACAGCGCAUCAGUACUUGUUCUUGCAUGAAGCUGUUCUUGAAGCCCUGAUGUGCCCGAACUCAGGAAUUCCUUGCAGGGAUUUUUCAGAUAAUUAUAAAGACCUGAUGCGAUUUGACAAUAACAAGAAAAAGCACAAGCUGCAAGUAGAGUAUGAGCUAAUGAAUUCUAUAUCAAGUCGACAUGACGAAGAAGCUUUCAUUGGAUCAGAGAUGCCACUGUUAUCGACAGCUGUAGAUGGACGUAAUGAGUAUAUAAAUGCAGUGUUUUUACCUGGAUACAGAAACAAUCAAACAUUUAUUGUGACACAAAUGCCUUUGGAGACGACCGUUGUUGACUUGUGGAGACUUAUAUAUGACUAUGAAAUUCCAACUAUUGUUAUGCUUAACAAAGAUAUACAGACAGGAGUGAGGCAGGUGAAAUUAUUCAAAGCGAAGUUUUGGGAAGAAAACAUGAUAGUUCCUGGAUCUGCAAAUGACAUGUUGUCAUUCCUAUCUGGAAUCGAAGAUGAACAUAGCAAUAACAGAGGGUGUGGACCUGUCCUCGUUCACUGUUUAAAUGGUUGUGACAAAAGUGGUCUAUACUGUGUGUUGGCAACAGUAAUAGAACGACUGAGAAUAGAACAAGAUGUGGACAUACAACACAUCAUCAAACAAAUGAGGAAUAGAAGACCUCAGAUCAUUCCAAACUACGAACAGUUUCAGUUCAUAUACGAAGCAGUUAUAGAAUACCUGAAGGAGUUUGAGACCUACUCAAAUUUCCAGUGA